Angiostrongylus costaricensis is the source of this 3339-nucleotide messenger RNA. NCBI's taxonomy places the organism in Eukaryota, Metazoa, Nematoda, Chromadorea, Rhabditida, Metastrongylidae. The record is from the annotation of a GenBank genome assembly.
AUGAGUUGGAACAAUGGUGCCAUGAUGUGCGACGUGAUGCCGACGAUUAGUGAGGAUGGUGUGGACAAUGUGACGAGCACUGAAGAUCACUCGCACGAUGCUAACAUCGAGCAACUCAUGGUUAACAUGCUAGAAGAUCGUGAUAAAUUGCAAGAACAACUGGAGCAAUACAAGCGUCAAGUUGAGGAUAGUAAUCAACGAACUCGCGAUCUUGAGAAAGAGAAAGAGAGUCUUCGGCGUCAGUUUGAAAUGCACACACAGCAUUUACCCAAUGAGUUGCAGUCCAUGACAAAAGAACUUGUCCAGAUUCGUGAACAGUUACUUGAAAAAGAUGAGGAGAUCGUUGAAUUGAAGGCCGAGCGAAACAACACCAGAUUGUUACUAGAACAUCUGGAAUGCCUUGUUUCUAGACACGAGAGGUCUUUACGAGUUACCGUGAUGAAACGGCAAGCUCAAAGUCCAGCUGGGGUUUCGUCAGAAGUAGAGGUAUUGAAGGCCUUAAAGAGUCUCUUCGAACAUCACAAAGCAUUAGACGAAAAGGUUAGGGAGCGGUUACGUGUUGCUAUGGAACGGGUUGCUACACUAGAGGAAGAGUUAACCUCAAAAGGUGAAGAGAACUCCGGUCUGAAAGCGCGACUUGCAAUGGUAGCUGCUGAGGCCGAAGAGGCAGGGGUGAAAGGUCAGAAGACGAAUGGUGCACUGAGCAGUGAAUCAGCUGCUCGCAUGGUAGAAAUGCAGGAGUUGUGUGAGCGUUUGAAAGUAGAAUUGACAAAUACCCUCAAACAACGUCAUGAACUGACUGAAAGAAAUUCUGAGCUGGAAGCUCAGUUAUCGGCCGCACAGAAUGAUACACACGCUUGCCAAGAACAGCAAACAAAGUUGAGAAACCAGCUGCAUGAGGUGGAAGCACAACGUAACGACCAAGAAGCUCGGAUUUCAACGCUUGAAAGUCGCAUACUUGCUGCACAGAGGGAAGCGACGUGUAUACGCGAUCUGAACGACAAGUUAGAGCAUCAGCUCGCUAAUAAAGAUGCGGCUGUACGUCUAAGCGAGGAGAAAGUGCGUUCACUGCAGGAACGUCUGGAACUUGCAGAAAAACAACUUGCCCAGAGUCUUAAGAAGGCUGAGUCGUUGCCAUCUGUUGAAGCCGAAUUACAACAGCGGAUGGAGGCGCUUUCUGCUGCGGAACAGAAACAACUCUCCGCCGAAGAGAGAGUUCAACGGCUGGAGCGGCAAGCGCUUGAGUCGUCGGCAGAAUUAGAGCGAGCCGUUCAGAGAGAGAAAAUGAAUGAGGAGCACAGCCAGCGGUUAAGUAGCACUGUCGACAAGCUUCUGUCCGAGUCGAACGACCGCUUACAGCUGCACCUUAAAGAACGCAUGCAAGCACUAGAUGACAAAAAUCGACUCACACAGCAGCUGGAGAAUACGAAGAAAAUAUACGACCAGGCCGAGCGAACAAAGGAACGCUUGCAACGUGACAAUGAUUCUCUUCGGCAAGAAAUCGAGGCUCUUCGUCAACAACUUUACAACACUCGAACUGCACAAUUCCAUUCGAGAAUGCAUGCUGUACUUCCGCCGCCGCUACCACUGGUGGUUCCAAAUGGAAUCACUGCCGCAUCACCACAAGCCGUCGUUCCUCAACAGUUUCCACCUGCGUCGUACACUAAUCCAACACCUAACUACGCCACUGUUGGAGUCCGCAGAUCGAAUAAAGGGCGAAUGAGUGCAUUACAAGACGAUCCAUCUAAAGUUCAAACACUCAAUGAGCAGGAAUGGGACAGAUUACAACAAGCGCAUGUUCUAGCCAACGUACAGCAGGCUUUUUCAUCUUCGUCAAUGCUGGAUAUGGGCGGAGGAGGUACACUACAGCGAGCAUCGUUCAUGAAACAGCCUUCACAACAGCCAGAUAUUCUCAUGAGCACCAUGCCUCAACAUGGGUCACAAGACGCACAUUUGCUCGCUUCUGUGCUUCAAGAGCGUCUAGACGCUAUAAACUCUGAAAUUCGAAUGAUCCAACAGGAAAAGCACCACGCUGAACGAGCUGCAGAACACCUAGAAUCUCGGGCGAGGAAUGAGUACAUAGAAGAUCACCUCACUUCUCGUAGUACACCUCGCAAUAGCCCUCAACACGAUUUCCUUAUCAACAAAUAUAACACAUUAGCCCAUCGAUCAUUACUCAGUGACCUUCAGAUUGUUGAUGAUUCAAUGGUAAAUGAUCUUGACUAUACACCAAGGAUGCGCCAACUACGUCUGGAUCAUAGUCGUUACGACGAGGCUGAUCGAAUGAGUCCUGCUUCGUCGGUGGCGUCAUCUACUGACGGGUUUGUACCUAAAAAGAAGCGGUCGUCGAGUUCUGGUGGUUUAAAAACGUUAGGACGAUUGUUUAAUAAAAAGAAAUUUCAGAGUGACGUGUAUAGAAGAGAUGCGGGUGCGUACUCAGAUAGCGAGAUUUCUUCCGGUGGUGACGGUCGUAAUGGUGAAUUCGAUAGAAGGAAAAAGAAGAAAUAUGAAUUGCUAGAAGAGGCAAUGAAAGCACGAACUCCAUUUGCGUUAUGGAAUGGACCGACCGUGGUUGCUUGGCUUGAGUUAUGGGUAGGAAUGCCGGCGUGGUAUGUUGCGGCAUGUCGAGCCAAUGUCAAGUCUGGUGCUAUUAUGUCUGCUCUAAGUGAUCAAGAAAUUCAACGAGAAAUCGGAAUUAGCAAUCCUCUUCAUAGGCUGAAACUUCGAUUGGCCAUACAGGAAAUGGUCUCGUUGACGUCUCCGUCUGCUCCACGAUGUGCUCGAAUGACAUUAGCUUUUGGUGACAUGAAUCACGAGUGGAUAGGAAACGAAUGGCUACCGAGUUUAGGUCUUGGACAGUAUCGGUCUGCAUUUAUGGAGUGUCUGCUGGAUGCGCGAAUGUUGGAGCAUUUAUCAAAACGUGAUCUGCGAACGCAUUUACGUAUGGUCGAUAGUUUCCAUAGAGCUAGCUUGCAAUACGGAAUUAUGUGUCUAAAGAAGAUGAACUACGACCGUAGAACGCUGCAGGACCGACGACGAGCAUGCGAGACGGUGAAUCGAGAUCUUUUGGUUUGGUCAAAUGAACGAGUGCAACGAUGGGUGGAAGAAAUAGGACUAGGAGCGUAUGCCAGUAACCUUACUGAUAGCGGGGUACAUGGCGCUUUAAUCGCCCAGGAUGACACGUUCGAUUCACAAGCUUUUGCUCUCUCUCUCCAGAUAAGUCCACAGGAUCAACACGGUAGACAGGUUUUGGAGAAACACUUUGCUGUUCUGGUAGCCGACUACCGCACACCAGCUCAAUCACACCAUUCGGUAAUUGCGCCAGCUUCCACUAACUAA